CCUUGAACUCACCGUAUAGUUUGUUUACAUGUUUAACUUUCUCCGACUUUCUAGGACGUGUUUUAUGCCACUUCUUUUUCUGUCUCAUUUUGUCCACCACACUUUAAAUGUUGUGCAUGAAUGCACAAAGACUUGUCUGCGUGGACUUGGCCGACAAUGCGUGUCGCUACAUUUGACUGAGAUGGAAAAAGCCCUCGUAGAAGAUGAGUGCCUGGAUUCCGGUGCAGAAAGUGGAGGCUCUGAUCACAGUCCUCUGUCCUCUACAAGUAGUGACGUGUGGCCGGGCCAGGUGCAGGAUCCCUACCUGGUCAGCGUGCACCUGAUGGUGGACCCCGGCGAGGGUGUCUUCCUGCAGGGGGCGGCAGACGGCGUCCUGGCCAGCGUCCACCCGGAGCUGCGCCUCUUCCGGGUGUCGGAGCGGACCCGCCUCUCCCGGCGCCCCCGGCCCAAACGCCACCACAUCCCACGGCCCGCCCUGGCGGUCAUCUUGUUCCUGCGGGAGGAGGAGGGGCCGAGGCGCUCUCUCCGCCGCCCCCCAUGGCGCUACCAUCACAGCGAGGAGGUGAGCGGCGGGCGGACAACGCUCACCCAGGACUUCUUCACCUUGGCGGCCGGCACGCCGCCGUGGGCGGUGCGGGGGGUGUGCGGCGGCAAGGAGACGGUGCGCUUCAGCGUGUACUGUUGCCAUGACAACUACUCCCACACGGUGAGGCUCUAUAAGCGGCUGCUGGGCCGGCGACUGGCACACCACCAGCAGGACUUCUGCUUCCUGGUGGUCUACUCCAACCCACACCUGGAGAUCCAGCUGGCCUUCAAGAGACUCCCCACAGGUCAGAGGGUGGCAGUGCUGGACUCAGCCGUCAUGGAGGUCCGGGUGGCGGACGUGGGUGCCCUGGUGCCCCUCCUGCCCAAACCCUGCAGCCCCAUCAGUCACCUCCGCUGGCAGACACACGACUAUGACGGAAACACUAUCCUCCUGCAGGUUCACGACAUUCACCUCAAACUCAGACGUGACCCCGCCCACCUUGUGACAGAAUCUUGCUUGGCCCCGCCCACUCCGACCUGUAGCUCCGCCUCCUACAAGAACUGCCGCCAUCCUCAUCGGACCGCGUCCCGCCCCAGAAUGCACCAUCAGCAGAGGUCGGUGUGUUCCCUCCCGCUGUGCUGCGAGGAGGACGAGGGCGAGGGGGCGUGGUUCUGGCCCGACUGGUACCACCCGUCCAGGGGGCGGGGCCAGCGCUCCAACUCGCUCUUCUCUCUGCCAAACCUGGACUCAGUCAGCUCCACCUGCUCCUUGCCGGGUCUUACACCGGCACCGGCACCGGCACCGGCACCAGCCAGCCCUCGCCGGCGCUCUCUGCACAGGAGCUCCUCCCUCAUCCCCACUUUCCGGCUCAACGUGGACGCGCUCCUUGGCGCCGAGGAGACGGACGUGGACACGGGGAAUAAAGUCCGAGCAGGCGGCGUAGACCUCACCGUGGUGUCCGCCUACAUCCAAACCCACCUGGAGGCUUCUCGGUCCCUAUCGGCGCCACUGCAAGACAGCCAGCCGCCUCCCGGACCUCAGGACCACCACAAGGCGGCGGCACUUGGAUGGACUCCCGUCUCUUGUAGGACAAAACCACCUCAGUCCCUCAGUGACGUCUCCAUGGACCACAACCUGCAAACACCUGCAGGAAGUCCAUGGGAAGGUGAGGAGGAGCAGGAAUUCUACAUUUGAGGACUCUUUGCCGCCCUCUAGUGGACACACCUUCACUAUACAGUGUCACCCUCUAGUGGACACACCAUCACCAGACAGUGCCGCCCUCUAGUGGACACACCUUCACUUUGCUCUCUGGUGCCCUCUAGUGGACACACCUUCACUUCACAGUGCCGCCCUCCAGUGGACACACCUUCACUUUGCUCUCCGGUGCCCUCUAGUGGAUACACCUUCACUUCACAGUGCCGCCCUCCAGUGGACACACCUCUACUUCGCAGUGCCGCUCUCCAGUGGACCAACUUCACCAGAGCUGUGUAUAGACAGUAUGGCCAACUUGGUUUCAGAGUUAGUAGCAAACAUGGCGCCCUGUAGUCACUUUCAGGGGCUUUCAAAAAGUCAUUUAUGAGAGCCUCUGGUCUAAAGCCCCUUCCAUGACUAUAGGACGCCAUGUUUGCUACCACCUUUGAAACUGAGUCCACCAUACUCUCUUUACACACAGCUCUGACCUUCACUAUGCAGUGCUGCCCUCUAGUGGACACACCUUUAUGCAGUGCCGCCCUCCAGUGGACACACCUUGACUCUGCUCUCUGAUGCCCUCUGGUGGACACACCUUUACUCUGCAGUGCCGCCCUCUAGUGGACACACCUUGACUUUACUCUCUGGUGCCCUCUGGUGGACACACCUUUACUUUGCAGUGCCGCCCUCUAGUGGACUAACUUCACCAGAGCUGUGUAGAGAGAGUAUGGCCAACUUGGUUUCAAUGUUGGUAGCAAACAUGGCGCCCUGUAGUCACUUUGAGGGGCUUUCAAAAAGUCAUUUAUGAGAGCCUCUGGUCUAAAGCCCCUUCCAUGACUAUAGGACGCCAUGUUUGCUACCACCUUUGACAGCGAAUCCGCCACACGGCUCUGAACAUGACUUUGCUGCCCUCUGGUGGACACGUUUGUGUACAAACUGUAGACAACUUCACUUGAGCAUUAGUUUAAUAUGAAAACAACAUCCAUGACUGACAGGACUUUGUUGACACCCACUCAUGGAUUGUGUACCAAGUGAAAACACACAAAAAGGCCAGCAAAAGAUCAAUAAAGGUUGAAAUAAAAAAAAUCCUCUUUGACUUUAAAAAAGUAUUUUUCCACUGAGAGUCACAUGUUUAACAUGUGUGAUCAAUUCCAAAGUGUAGAAAAGUUCUGUACAAAUAUAUACAAGAAGACAUCUUAGGACCAUCAGCAUCUUCCUCUGACACUGCAGUGCAGUGCUGCCCCCUGCUGGUUCCUGCAGUGCAGUGCUGCCCCCUGCUGGUUCCUGCAGUGCAGUGCAGUGCUGCCCCCUGCUGGUUCCUGCAGUGCAGUGCAGUGCUGGUCCCUGCUGGUUCCUG
This is a messenger RNA of Entelurus aequoreus (snake pipefish), 3071 nucleotides long. Its product is annotated as protein FAM124A. The coding region runs from base 29 to 1720 and encodes 563 amino acids. NCBI's taxonomy places the organism in Eukaryota, Metazoa, Chordata, Actinopteri, Syngnathiformes, Syngnathidae. The record is from RefSeq and is a predicted model, not a curated record. The transcript has 5 exons.